Messenger RNA from Phycodurus eques (leafy seadragon), 2450 nucleotides. Its product is annotated as zinc finger protein OZF-like. Gene Ontology annotation, biological process: regulation of transcription by RNA polymerase II. The transcript has 2 exons. Bases 66 to 1340 code for a protein of 424 amino acids. Gene Ontology annotation, molecular function: DNA-binding transcription factor activity, RNA polymerase II-specific; RNA polymerase II cis-regulatory region sequence-specific DNA binding. NCBI's taxonomy places the organism in Eukaryota, Metazoa, Chordata, Actinopteri, Syngnathiformes, Syngnathidae. The record is from RefSeq and is a predicted model, not a curated record. Gene Ontology annotation, cellular component: nucleus.
UCGUCGACUCCGGAAAGUGAGACAAAGCUCGAGGGGGAAUUGGUGAAAUCGACCAAAAAGACAACAUGAAAAUGUCAAAAAAGCAACUUUGUCGAGCCACAGAGGGAAAAGAGCGUCAAUGGCCACAACGGGAGACCGUUUCCUCCACUCAAAUUGACCAAGAUGUCCAGCAGCCGAUUGGUCGUCAGCAGGAGCAUCGGCAGACCUCCCACGUUAAAGAGGAGGAGGAGGAUCCACAGCUUUCCCAUGUUAAUGAGGAAGAGCAGAAUCCGGAGUCCCAGCACGUCAAAGAGGAGGAGCCAGAACACCCCCAUGUGAAAGAGGAAGAGGAGGAUCCAGAGCCCCUCUACAUUAAGGUAGAAAAGGAGGAGACCGACGUCAGCAAAUUGCCACUGACUGGUGUCUCUGGGGAAAGUAAAGACAAAGACAAAUCACCUGAGUGGUCACAGCUGCAUCAUCGCAGCCCAAGGGGCGCCCACUGUGGAGGACCACCCCCAGACCACCUCUUAGCUCCACUGUCAGACAGUGAUGACAUGGAAGGACCUUUGAGGGGUGAGGCAGACUGUGAAGGUGACGACACACCGUGGAAAUGCUCUGAAAGGGAAAGGACUCUGGCCAUCAAGGAAAGUUCACAAAUGCGUCCAAAACUUUUUACCUGCUCAGUUUGUGGUAAAGGUUUUGCUAAAAAACAACAUAUGAUGACACACAUGAGAACACACACAGGCGAAAAACCCUUCAGUUGCUCAACUUGUGGUAAAACCUUCUCUCAAAAGCCACAUCUGGAAUCACACAUGAGAACACACACAGGCGAAAAACCCUUUACUUGCUCAUUUUGCUGUAAAACAUUCUCACAAAAAGAAAAUAUGGAAUCACACAUGAGAAUCCACACAGGAGAAAAACCAUAUACCUGCUCAACUUGUGGUAAAACAUUCUCUCAAAAGCCAUAUCUGGUAUCACACAUAAGAACACAUACAGGAGAAAAACCCUUUCCUUGCCCAUUUUGUGGUAAAACAUUCUCUCGAAAGGAACAUGUGAAAUCACACAUGAAAAUGCACACGGGAGAAAAACCCUUUAGUUGCUCAUUGUGCGAUAAAACAUUCUCUCAUAAGUCAAAUCUUGUCGCACACAUGAGAAGACACACAGGAAAAAACGCCCUGAGGUGUUCAGUUUGCCAUAAAACAUUCUCUCGAAAGGAACAUGUGGAAUCACACAUGAGAACGCACACGGGAGAUAAACCCUUUCGUUGCUUUGAGUGUGGCGAAAGCUAUGCUCUUAGGGCCAAUUUGACUGCACACAUACAAACACACAACCAGGAGAAAAUCGAUGUUUUACAGGAGUGAUCAGACAGGCGAAAUUCAGUGAGGGGCCAGCUUGAGUCUGAGUCCCGCUAUGUCUGAAUGACCAACAUCUUCGCACUAGACUUUCAUCUUUUUCAAUGUCCAAAAAUUGGUUACAUUCUCUUUACCAACAAUUUUCAAAGUCCUUUGGUUUCAAAAAUUCCAAAAGGUCCAGAAGAAAAAAAAUACACAGUGCGACAUCCCUUUUGUAAAGUCCCCUUUUGUGUUGAUUUUUGUGUUCCAUUUGUGUCUGUCAGUCUGUGUAGUCUCCAUCAAAUUGCUAAGUGGGCAUUUUUAACCGUGUCCUCCAUUUGACCCAGUUUGUGACACCUGUUGUGAUAACAACCUCUCUAUGCUCACAUGAGUAGUACAAAUAUUGAAGGGCCUAUCUCACUGACCUGGAGACUAGUUAGCGUUCUGAUGGUGGAUCAAGUCUCCACUCCGUCUCCGUGACGUCUCCUGGAGACUAGCCGAGUUGCCAAAGGAGUCUGAAACGGAACAUGUUCAAUUUCAUUGGAGACCUUUUGGCAACUCCUCUAUAUGCUCACUGUAGAGCAAAACGUUCACAUAGCUUAAUGUCACAAAACUGCAAUCAGUCAUCACCAAAAUGUAUGUGGACAUCUGUAGUUAUGUCGUCAACUUAGGGGCAUCACUAGACAGCCCCCGAAAAAAAAUCCUUGUUGGCUGGGGGGUGGGUCAUUUUCCAUCCAUGAAAAGCACUAUACUGUAGCUGCUAUAUUUAUAUUUUAUGGACAUACCACAUGUUCCUAUAUGCUUAUUUAUAGAAAAAGCCCAACAUCACUUAUGUCCUAUAAACUGUGAGCAAUCGUCAUCAAAAUGUAUCUGAACAUCUAUAUCUGUGUCCACUUCAACCUCUGGAAAUAUCGGAACGAUCGCCACAACAUUUUGGAUUAUAUGGACGUUAAAGCGUUUUCCUCAUUACGGAGGAUUGUCCAACGGAUGAGCAUGGACGCUGAUGAAACUUUCGGGCACAUCCCACCUGCAUUGGAGAGUUCCGCAGCAAAAGAAAAGCAUACUGUACUAAUAACUUACUAGUGACGUAUGACGUAUGGGUGCAAUAAUGGAGAAAUAAAUUAAGAAAUAAAAGGUACA